AUGCUCGCGCAGGAGGAAGAGAAGGAGGAGGAAGGCGGUCGAAUGGUACCACUAGUCGCAGUAGCGAAAGUUGGUGGUGGUUGCGCGGAGGAAAAUGGUGCGGGGCCGAAGAAGGUGGUGGAAGAAGAGCAGAGGCGAGCGAGGGAGGGGGAAGAAGGUAUAGAGAGUGGGGGCUUCGAGGGCCCCCCUCUGGCUGCCUUCACGCAGGUGAAGUCUCGUACAAGUGAUCUUGAUACCUCGUUCUCGAAGAAAGCCGAGCUCCGCAAGGGUGAACAACGACAAGUGUCUCGUUCUGUGAAUAGAUUUAUAAGGGAAGGUCCUGAGGACAUCAACAAUUCCACUCUGGAUACCACGCUGCUCAUAUGUCCCCGCGGCGCCGUCGGCGGUUGCAGCACCCCCGGCAGUAGAGUGGAUCCCUGGUGGAACCCUGGUUCCCUCUUCCCCUCGACCCCUGGGCCCCCAAGGAUCGACGAGGGGGCACCGGACAACAGCAGCGGCGCCUUUCACCCGUGCUCGCCGCCCAGCCCGUCCCAGCGCCACCCUCAUCACCAGCCCAACGCGUGCAGGAACGCGUCCACGCCCUACGCCGUCUCCCCCAACUUGCCCCCUUCGUGCUCCGCGCCGGGCACGCGCCCCGCCGAUGCCGUCGUAGCCGCGCCCGUCGUCUACGGCAUCGCCUCGUCGCCGCCUCAACCCUCGUCCUCGUCGUCGUCGUCGUCGUCGUCCUCCUCCUCGGCCGGCAACCUAAUCCUCUCGGCGCUGCUCGCCACCACCUCCUCGGAGGCCCAGCACGAGAACAGCGGCGAGGGAGCGGAUCCCUUGAACGGAAUCCUGUCGUCCCUCAACGUGCGGAUCAAGACGGAGGAGUACCCGAAGAUACGAGCGGAGGAACGAAGGGCGGGGAGCAGCAUUUCGUCGUCGCCGUCCUCCGCCUUCAACGCGUCCCUGCUCACCUCCCUGCUCUCCACCUCGUCCAGGAUCCCCCCCUGCCAGCGCCAGCGCGGCGACACGGACCAGCCCCCCCUCCUCAGACCCCCCUGCGCCAAGCUCGAGUACCCCCCGCCCGAGGCCACCCCUGCCGCCGACCAGGAGCAGCGGCACCGGCAGCAGCGGGGCGGGAAGGGAGCCGAGGGCGGGCGAGGCGCGAGGAAGCCGGACUACCCCCAGCUCGUGGUCGGCCAAUCGUCGAGGGAGGCUGCGGGGGAGGAGGCGCUAGGCGCCACGUCGCCGUACGACGCCGUAUCGGGGAGGUGCGGGCAGGGGAAGCAGGGUGGGAAGGGCGGCUCGUUGGCCAAGGACGGGGUCGCGCCACCCUGCGCAGUGUCGCCGAGCUCGGACCUCGUGGUCGAGAUGAAGUACGAGACGCAGUCGGGGCCGCCCGCGGCGCCCCCGCACCUCAGCUCCGCCGGGGUCGAGCCCCCGCACAGCAGCCAGGGGACGGGGCUCGUGGUCGGCGGCUCGCCGGCCGAGGUGGUCGGGGUGGACAGCUUGCUGCUUUCGCCGUGGGGCGCGACGGGGCCGGAUUUCCUCGAGCCGCCGGACGUGAAGCAAACGGCAGCUGGUCUGCAGGACGCGUGGGACACCCUCCUCCUCGGCUCGUCGGUCGGCGUCGCCUCCGCCCAAUCGUUGGCCGAGCUCAAGCCCCUUCCGCCCUUCACCGGCUACACCGGCCACCUCAGCAUCAACGGAAUACCCGGCCACCACUACCACACCAUAGCCUCCUCCGCGCAGAGGCCCUCCUUGCCCUCCUCCUCCCCCACGUCCUCCUCCAAUCAGGAGUACUACGAGUCCCCCGUCGUCUCCUCCAGCACUCCCUGCCCCCAGGGCACCAGCCAGAAGCAGCAGCAGCAGCAGCAGCAGCAACAGCAUCAGCAUCAGCAGCAUCAGCAGCAGCAGCAACAGCAUCAGCACCACCAGCAGCAGCUGCCGCAGUCCUCGCAGCCGGUCGACUACGACAUCGAGGACAUAGCGGAGAUAAUCGGGUCGGCGAUAGCCGACACCACGGUGCCGGGCGGCGGGAACGGGCCGGGGUCGGAGCACGACCCCGAGGCGUCGCGCGACUGGAUCGACAUCGCCGACUGGAUCGACACGGCCUGCUCCCCCAAGGCGCAGGAGACCACGUCGCCGAGCCCCUACUCCCAGAUAUACGGGACCGCGACACCCUCCACCCAGGCCCAGCAGCACGGGUCCACGCUGCAGAGCUUGCUGACGCACGGCUACGCGCCGCUCAUCAACGCGAGACUGCAAUCGGCCAACGCCGCGCUCCAGAACACCUCCUGCGGGGAGACCCCGUCCUCGACCAGCCCCUAUCCACCCGUCAGCCCGCCCGGCAGAGUGUCCACCUCGUGCAGCCCCGACCACCUCUUGCACUCCUCCUUCGCGGCACCCUCCCACCCCAGGAAGAGGUCGAGGCCAGCCCCCGCCUCCCAGAACCCGUCCAAGAAGAGCCCGGCCGCGACGGCGCUACCCUACGGGACCGAGUCGGGGUUGAUAGGGGGCAAGGAGAAGCCGGUGCACAGAUGUUCCAUUUGUAACAGAGGUUUCCUCAAUAAGAGCAACAUAAAGGUGCAUCUGAGAACGCACACGGGCGAGAAACCGUUCAGGUGCGAGGUGUGCGGCAAAGCGUUCAGGCAGAAGGCGCAUCUGAUAAAGCAUCAGCAGAUUCACAAGAGGAUCGGCAGGGAUUAGGGAAGAAUUCGUCGCUUCCAACCGCCCCUCGAAACGCGACCAGAUCGCGAGCUUGCUUCGCUUUGUCCCGCGAGGGGGAGUUCUACGUGCGACGCUGUCGAGCAGCUCCGUGGAAGAAAAGGGAAAAGGGAGAAGAAGAAGAAGGAGUGCGUGCGAGGAGUGGUGCGGUAUCGAAGAGAAGGCGCGAUCGAAGAGAGUCUCGUGGGUACGAAGCCUUCCGCGUGUGGGGACCUCGAGCAACGGUUGUUCCGAUGGAUGUACGACGUCCCGAAUGACGGAACAAGUGAGAUGAUCUCUCGUGCUGUGUUAUACAUUGACGACGUUCAAAGUGAGUGGAAACCCACUGUAGCGCGGUGUGUACAUAUAUAUACGUAUCGAUAACAGAGCACACGUACGCGGGUACGUGCGUAUAUAUAAUGUAAUAUGUAUAUAUAUACAUAUUAUAUACGUAGGAUAUACCGUAGAACGAACCGAGAACGAUAUGAAAAUUCUAUAAUUCCGUCUAUGGAUAAUUCUAUGGAUAAAGCAUAUCUUGAACGUAGAGCGUAUAUAUAUAUAUAUAUGUAUAUAUAUAUAUAUAUAGAUACUAUACGUAUGUAAGUCGAGGAAUUUGCUCCUGGAACGACGGUGGGGCAAAGGAAAAAAAGAAAAAGGAAAAAAAAAGGAAAAAAAGAAAAAAAGGAAAAAAAAAUUUUCUCGUUCGAUCUCUCUUAUCUCUUUAUCUCUUACUCUUGCUCACUUUUCGUAGUCUCUCCAUUUCCUGCCUCCUCCUCCUCCUCCUCCUUCUCCCUCCCCUUUCCUCACCCACUCACAGUUGCAAUUAAAUUUACGUUCCUUCCAGAAUUUAUCUUUUUUUUUUUUUUUUUUAAUAACAAUAACCGUAAUUAUUUAAAGUGUAUUUAAACAUCACCUCGUUAUAAUAUGUAUAUAUAUAUAUAUAUACAUAAAUCGUUCUUCGUACCUCGACCGUUUUGGCGCGCCACAUGCAACUAUCUCCGGGUUAGUCGAUGUUGCUUCGUGUUCGAAUAGAACGGUAUCGAAACGAAAAACUUAACUCCGUAAGUUUUAAUUACGUUCGGAUCGUUCAAAUUUUGUCUAUCUCUUGUUCUUGGUUCCAGAGGCAAAUUCCUAAGCUCCGCACAGAGAUACAUAUGUAUACAUAUACAUGUAUAAAUAGGUGUAACAUAAUAACACACGUAAGAGGAAGUGACGAAAACUACGCGAGGCGCGGCCACGCGUAUGGCCUCGCUACGGAUGUACCUAAGCUCUUCCAAAUACGUUUUAAUUUUUACUUCUUCCCCUCCUCCUUUUUUUUUUUUUUUUCUUCUUAAAUUAAGUAAAUUCUCUCGUUUUAUUUAUAUCGCUUUUAUAUUAUAUACUUUCACGCGAUUGUCCCGCGUUUUUUUGUUUUAUUUAUUUUCUUUCUUUCUUUCUCUCUCUCUCUUUCCCUUUCUCUCUCUCUCUCUCUCUCUUUCUCCCUCUCUCGUCGGCUUAUCUUUAUAAGAUAGUCGAUCGUUUUUUGUCGCUUUUUAUUUAAGUUUUUCAUCACUUCUUCGUUUUCUUCCUUAGCUUUUCAUCUUAAUGCAACAUACGCAACAUAUGUAGAACGACAGUUUUAGAUCGUUUUGAGGACAUCCUUUUCAAGGCUGUUCGAAGAUACUCACGUUGCGCUUCUCUUUUCUUUUUUUUUUUUUUUUUUUUGUACUUGGCGGUUGUAUCUGUCGAGGCUUGUUUACGGGUUUUCUUUUUUCUUUUUUUUUUUUUUUUUUUUUUUAUUUCUUGUCCUUGUAUUUUAUUACUUGUCUUCUAAAUUUUUCUUCCCUUUCUUUCUUUUUUUUUUCUCUUUCCAGAAAAUUCGAUCCUUGGAAUAAUAUACAUAUAUACAUAUAUAUAUAUAUACAUAUUAUAUAUUAUUAUAUUUUAUAUAUAUAUAUAUAUAUAUAUAUAUAUAAAAAAUCGAAUUAUGCGUAUUUAGAGAUAUUAUCAUCAUCAAAUGAACCACGAGCCUUCGAUGGAUCGACCGACGGAGGUUGACAAUACACGACAUUCGAACUUCUCGGAGAAAUAUUCAUUUAUCAAUUAUUUUUUUCGCAAUCUAUAUAUACACACACACACACACACAUAUAUAUAUAUGUAAAUGAAAAUCAAUCGAUAUUUUAUUAUCUAUCUCUUAUUGUCCUUCCUUACUCGAUCCACGAAUUCUCGUUGACAUUGUAUCCUGUGUUGCAAUGGUCGGUGGCUGCGAAUUGUAAUUUGUAUAAAGUCAGAAAUAUGUGGAUUUUAUUUAUAAAAAGGAAAAAAAAACUCAUGUUCGAUUAAAUGAUUGUUACCGUAAUAACGGAGAAUAA
Apis cerana (Asiatic honeybee) is the source of this 5036-nucleotide messenger RNA. It is a transcript of the gene ich, whose product is annotated as zinc finger protein ichor. The record is from RefSeq and is a predicted model, not a curated record. Gene Ontology annotation, molecular function: DNA-binding transcription factor activity, RNA polymerase II-specific; RNA polymerase II transcription regulatory region sequence-specific DNA binding. Gene Ontology annotation, cellular component: nucleus. Lineage: Eukaryota; Metazoa; Arthropoda; Insecta; Hymenoptera; Apidae. Gene Ontology annotation, biological process: embryonic hindgut morphogenesis; embryo development; regulation of transcription by RNA polymerase II.